AUGGAUCCCCAAAUUGAGGAACUCCUAGGCCUAGAAGCUGUCCGCACACGAGCCCAUAUCGUUCUCAAACUAGCCGAAGAGGGGCGUUUGAAUCAUUUCAACUACCACCCUGAAUGCAUGGAAGAUGCCACUGCCUAUGUACUUAAACUGAUUCAGCGCGACUUCGGCCCCGACAAUUAUCACUUAAUUCCGCCCCAUGGACGCUGGCAGCAUUUCGAAGUUGGCGGGGUUCCCCGCAUAGCCACUCUCCUAGCUCAAUGGGAUGAGGAGAAAUGCGACGCCACCGAAAAGACACGCAGACUUAUAGAUCUUUUCUUUGUCUCUGUCCUCUUGGAUGCUGGUGCCGGAGACUAUUGGAAAUUUCAUGAGUCACAAAGCGGUCUGACGCUCAAUCGAAGCGAAGGUAUUGCGGUGGCGGCCCUUCACAUGUUCCUCAACGGCGACUUUGCAGGCAAGAAUUCGUCGGUAAAACACACCGCUAAUGGCGACGCAUUGCGCAAUCUUAGUGUAGACAUCUUAUCCCGUGGACUCCAGGUCGACGAUACGAAUCCCAUGAUAGGAGUACCUGCACGUGCAGAUAUUCUUCGUAAACUCGGCGAGUCUUUGGUGAACUUGAAAGAUAUAUUUGGCCCCUCUGGUCGUCCUGGUAAUCUUGUUGUUCCCAAACAUCUAGACUACCUCAUUGCCAAGUCAAAUGAUAGCGGAACACUCGAUUACAGGGAUCUUUGGAACGUGCUACAGCGCCUCCUGGUUCCCAUCUGGCCGUCUGAUCGCACUCACAUUAACGGACAGCCCAUCGGCGAUGCGUGGCCCCUGCGCGCGCUUUCACAGCAGCCUGGAUUGGAGUCAAAGCCCGGCUCCAUCAUCCAACCGUUCCAUAAGCUGACCCAGUGGUUAGGGUACUCAUUAAUGGUGCCAUUCUCUCGUCUGCUCUCCGUCUCGUGGUCCAAUACCGAGCUGGGGACUGGUCUGCCGGAGUACCGUAACGGUGGACUGCUUGUCGAUAUGGGAGUUCUAGAACUGAAGCCCGAGUCACUGCAGCGAGGGUUGAGCCUUUCGGGUGGUAGCUUGCCUUCGUUCGGUGCAGGCGAUGACGAGAUUGUGGAGUGGCGAGCGAUGACCGUUGCACUCCUCGAUGUGCUGCAUAAAACGAUCCUCGCUCGUUUGGAUGGUGUCGAAUUGUCUUUACCUCAGGUGUUGGAGGCGGGCUCUUGGAAAGCGGGUCGUGAGCUUGCAGCGGUUAAACGUCCAGGGACUAAGUGUAGUCCUAUCUUGAACUUCGGUGAUGGAACCUUGUUCUAG
Molecule: messenger RNA, 1302 nt
Organism: Penicillium digitatum Pd1
Lineage: Eukaryota; Fungi; Ascomycota; Eurotiomycetes; Eurotiales; Aspergillaceae
Source: RefSeq, a predicted model, not a curated record